This is a messenger RNA of Melampsora larici-populina 98AG31, 354 nucleotides long. RefSeq lists its product as uncharacterized. The transcript has 2 exons. The record is from RefSeq and is a predicted model, not a curated record. Bases 1 to 354 code for a protein of 117 amino acids. Lineage: Eukaryota; Fungi; Basidiomycota; Pucciniomycetes; Pucciniales; Melampsoraceae.
AUGAACUCCUAUGAGUCUCAGGCCAGACUGUUCAAUAAAGAAAGAAAUAUGUUGAAGUGUUCUGAUCCAACCAAAAAUAAGGGUUAUCCGUUUGAUUGUGCUUCAGAAAAACUUAAGCUGAAUGGACCCACGGUGCAUGAAACAAUAGCUCAGUAUGGGCAGAUGUCGUGGUUCAAAUUUGAUGAUGAGGUUGAAAUUGAGUCGCGAGCAGAUAGUAUCGUAUGCGGAGUUGUCCAGGGAUGGUUAUUGGGAACGUGGAGAGUAAAUUCCACAGCAGAAAAUUUGAAAAAUGGGUAUAGUUCGAUAACGGAUACUGGGGAAGUAGAAUCAGCCCGUUGGGCCCGGACCGGAUAA